This is a messenger RNA of Prunus avium (sweet cherry), 1560 nucleotides long. The record is from RefSeq and is a predicted model, not a curated record. Lineage: Eukaryota; Viridiplantae; Streptophyta; Magnoliopsida; Rosales; Rosaceae.
CAAACAAUUCUCGCUCUCCCUCUCUCUCUAACAACUUUAUUAACUUCUUAAUUUCGGUGGGUUUGCAUGAAUGAAGAGACUCACAAAGCCGGCCUCAAUACGAUUCUCUCACGCCGGCGCUUCCAGAACCAACUUCAAUUUCAACCACAUCUACUCCUCUCUCGUCUCUCUCAAUCCUUUUAACAAACACGUACAAAACAAAGCAAAGCUCUCGAAAUGAAGAUGCUUUUUCCACUCUCAUCAUUUUCUCUCACCAUUUUCCCACUGCCAUUGCUCUCUCUCUGAAUUCACGUCCCAAACACCGAACCCACCACGCCACCUAAACAAAGCCCAAAUCUUUACACAAAAGCAAUGCUAGAUCUCAACCUCAGCUUCGUCUGCAACGACGUCGUCUCCAGCUCUGACAACAACCUUCUUCACCUUCCCGCUACCACCUCCCCAAUCCAGAGCUCCGCCAGCUUCAACUCCUCCUCCAACCUCACCGCCGCCGGAGAUGACGACGACUCGUCCACCCUCAACUUCCUCUCCCCAAACGACGUCGCUGCCGACGACUACGCUCACUGCGAUGCUCGGACCAUCCAGCUCUUCCCGCUCGCGCAAUCCGUACGCUCUUCUUCUUCGUCUUCGUCGUCUUCGAGAAAGCAGUGGCUGGGACUAUCGUCCAAUUCCGGAAUGGAGGUGGAGCCGAGCUACUAUGCUCCUGCGGAGCAGAGGAUCGUGCCCCUGCAGCAGAAAGUGAAGAAGAGCCGGAGAGGACCCAGGUCUCGGAGCUCGCAGUAUCGGGGCGUUACGUUCUAUCGGAGAACCGGGAGAUGGGAAUCUCAUAUUUGGGAUUGCGGGAAACAGGUGUACUUGGGAGGAUUUGACACUGCCCAUGCUGCAGCUAGGGCAUAUGAUCGAGCUGCGAUCAAGUUCCGUGGAACUGAAGCUGAUAUUAAUUUCAAUGUUAGUGAUUAUGAAGACGAUAUUAAGCAGAUGAGCAAUUUUACAAAGGAAGAGUUUGUGCAUAUCCUGCGUCGCCAGAGCACCGGAUUCUCUAGAGGAAGCUCAAAAUACAGGGGAGUCACGUUGCACAAAUGUGGCCGCUGGGAAGCUCGUAUGGGCCAGUUUCUGGGGAAGAAGUAUAUAUACCUUGGCCUAUUUGAUAGCGAGAUUGAAGCUGCAAGGGCAUAUGACAAGGCUGCCAUCAAAUGCAAUGGAAGAGAAGCAGUCACCAACUUUGAGCCAAACUCAUAUGAUGGUGAGAUAAUGUCUGAGGCCCACAAUGGAGGCAGUGACAAAAGUCUUGAUCUGAACUUGGGAAUUGCUCCCCCUUUGGUUUCUGAGCUCCAAAAGAACAACAGCAAUUUGAGCAGCUUCCCUGUUCAGCUAGGCUGCGAUGACAUUCCUAUUCACAUGAGAACAAGGAAUGAGAACUCUGCUCCAGCACCUAUGAGGGCUCAACUGUCUCAUGGCUCAAUGGUGGCGUCUGAGGAGCCUCCUAUAAUGAGCAACAUAAAUUCCAGUUUCUUUCCCAUCCAAAUGGUAAUUUACAUUCACUUCUAGUCACUAUCAUAAUUU